Molecule: messenger RNA, 1158 nt
Organism: Striga asiatica
Lineage: Eukaryota; Viridiplantae; Streptophyta; Magnoliopsida; Lamiales; Orobanchaceae
Source: the annotation of a GenBank genome assembly
GGAAACUUUAUUGAAGUGGGGAAAGUGGGAGCCAGAAUAGCUGAACACGCCUUCUGUAGUGGGUGAGAGACAAAGUCCGAGGUCGCCAUUAUACCAAAUCCAAAUCUACGUACCUGUGACACUCGCGAUUGGUGAUUUCAAGUGAUAGCCCAUUAUUCUCAACAAUGAGUCAAACAAGUUUUCUUGAAUUUCGAAUUGAAGUUUCUUCAGCUGCAGAAUAUUCCAUCACGUUUCGUGGGUCCGUGAUUGAAAAUCCAUUGUUUUAGCACUCAAACUCGAAACAAUCCCACCAUUUUACUAGACAUUGCUGCUAUGAUGGAUGCUACUAAAAAAUCAUCACCUAGAAAACUGGAAGAAUGUAGAAUUUGUCAUGACGAAGAUGACGAGUCGAAUAUGGAGGUGCCCUGUUUUUGUCGGGGGAGCUUGAAGUAUGCUCACCGUAAGUGCGUACAGAGGUGGUGUGAUGAGAAGGGUGAUACCGUUUGCGAGAUUUGUCUACAGCUUUUCAAGCCAGAUUAUACAGCACCACCUCCACUUUUUCAUUACAGUGGGAUUCCCAUGAACUUCAGGGGAAAUUGGGAGAUAUCUAGAAGCGACCUGCGUAAUCCUCAAUUCAUAUUUGUUGGGUCUAAUGAUAGAAGUUCUCUAUAUCCGAAUUUCGAUGACCUCACGGAAAACACUUCAAGAAACUUGAUAUGCUGCCGUAUAGUUGCCAUGAUUUUUAUCAUUCUCCUGAUAAUGCGCCACACCCUACCAUUGUUCAUCUACGGAGCUGGUGAAUACUCGAUUUCUUUGGUCAUGUUACUGAUGUUACGUACAAUCGGGAUACUUCUGCCGAUUUAUAUCAUUGUUAAAGCAUUAACAGCUAUACAGAGAAGGCAAAAUCGGCAGGAUUUCCCGGUUUUACCUCAUGAGGCAUUCAUUCGAGAGAAUGAAGUAGCCGGACGAGUGCCAGAAGCACAUGUCAUUCAGACCAUCGAAAAUGGCUUCAAUCUGAGUGCUCUAAAGAAAGAAAUCGGGAAAAAAAGAACGAAGAAUUAUGUAUUUGAAUGUGAGAGUUCCUCUGAAUGUAUUGCAAAAAGACUGAGAGGGUCAGGGAAAGAUAAAGCUAUAAUGGUGGAGGAGGCCAACAAGAAAUGGCCCCACCAGUUUAAAUGA